AUGUCUUUGAAGGAAGCAUACCACAUCGCGCAUAGCGCGCAGUGCAGACUCCAGAUCGAAGCGAGCCGACCAGACCGGAAUCUACGCUUUCUCGUGGGCCAUCUCAUGCAUUACGAAUCGAUGCGACUGCGAAUCGUGGAAAUUGAGCACGAUGUAUCCAAGUAUCAACGAGCAUCAGCAGUCAGAUUCCAAGGAACCGGCCACGUAGAUCACACCCUACAACACAAACCCUCAACAGGACAGCUAGGACGCAGGUCACCACCCCCGCCACAGCACAGUUACGACUCGGAAAGCACAGAAGAGGACGACGAGGACGAUGUCCCAGACGACCUGAUCUACGAAGACGACGACGCCGCAGCACUAUCACUGGAGCGCUUCCCUUCCCGCACAGCACGUGUCCAAACAUCACCGACAACAACAGACGAACCAGACCUCGUAGAGGACCAAUUCUCAGACGACGACGAAUCCGACGAACCUCACUCACCCGAGGACCCCGAUCAAGAAACUCUGGCCCAAGCAGUCAAAGGCGACGGCAACGAGCUCCUAGCAAGCAUGUACGAAGGCGUUCGCAAAUGCUCAUGCCACGGCAAGUCCGAAGCGCCUUCAUUUUCACGAAUGUGGGAACUCCCACCCGAUAAGCAACACGACAAAGAAGGCAUCACGAGAGCAGUCGCGCAAAUCAGUGACGACAAGGCACCGCAGAUGAGUUGCACGGCGCAGGCUGUGCCUGUUGUCGCGUGA
Messenger RNA from Fulvia fulva, 741 nucleotides. RefSeq lists its product as uncharacterized. NCBI's taxonomy places the organism in Eukaryota, Fungi, Ascomycota, Dothideomycetes, Mycosphaerellales, Mycosphaerellaceae. The record is from RefSeq and is a predicted model, not a curated record. The coding region runs from base 1 to 741 and encodes 246 amino acids. The transcript has a single exon.